CCCCAUACCGGAGAGGCAGAGUGGUACGGUCCAGACGCAGCCUUUUCCCUAUGGAGUUGUUGCUGAGGAGCUUUCAGAGUUUCGGGGAACGAGAGAAGCGAGAGCACGGGCGGCGAUAUGGCGCUGACAAUGACUGCCCAUUAUCUCAGGAAUAACCCGAUUCACCCGGGACUGAAUGUUCGAGUUCCUGCUCAUGCUGUCAUUUGUGUCAGGGCUGGUGUAUGGCAGUCAGGUGGUCGUCCCUCCUAAAGUGAACGCCGUCUUGGGAAAAAACGUCACCCUCAGCUGCAGGGUGCAGGUGGACACGAACCUCAGCCUGACGCAGAGCUCAUGGGAGCGGAAGCUGCCCACUGGAUGGGUGACUCUGGCCGUGUAUAACCCCAUGUUUGGCAUCUCCAUCCCGCCAGAUUACGAGCGACGGCUGUCCUUCCGCUCGCCCUCUAUGCACGACGCCACCAUCGUGCUAGAAGACGUGGGUUUCGCUGACAUCGGCAUAUACACCUGCAAGGUUGCCACCUUUCCACUGGGUAACACUCAGGCCUCCACCACUGUCAGCGUGAUAGUGGAGCCGAAGGUGUACGUUUCGGCUGGAUCUUCCGCUCUGAUCGACGGCGGCAAUGAAACCACAGUGGCCACUUGUAUCGCUGAGAGGGCUCGGCCCCCUGCCGACGUCUCCUGGGAGACGAAUCUGUACGGCACGUCUGAGGCCCACAUGCAGGACGAUGCCAAUGGCACCACUACGACCCAGGUGCACUACACCUGGCAACCCUCCCGUCACGCCCAGGGUCACACGCUAACAUGUGUGGUCAAACACCCCGCUCUACAGAGCGACUUCAGGAUACCCUAUAUCAUCAACGUACAGUUUGCUCCAGACAUCCUGGUGCUGGGCUAUGACGGCGACUGGUAUGUGGGCAGGGAGAAUGUGCAACUAAAGUGUCGAGCCAAGGCCAACCCGCCUGCCCAGCACUUCAGAUGGUUCAGGUUGGAUGGAAACAUGCCAGAUGGAGCGGAGGUGGUGAAUAACUCGUUGGUGUUUACGAGACCCUUGCAGAAGAACGACUCUGGGGUUUACAGGUGUGAGGUUGGAAACGACAUCGGACUGCGCACUCGAGACAUUAGAAUACGUGUUCAGGAUCCUCCCUCAACCACCACCAUGCCCCCCACCACCCCCGUGCGCCUCCUAACCGCCGACAUCUCUGCCACCGUGUCCGGCAAUAAGCAGCGAGCCCUCAUCACCUCUCCGACCCUCGCGCCUCUGCCGGAGGGGAGCCUAGGCACGAUUGUGGGUGGGGCUGUAGGCGGAGCCCUCUUCCUGCUGUUGCUGCUCAUUCUGGGCGGGGUUUAUUAUCAGCGCCAACGGCGGACGUUCCGCGGCGACUACUACACAAAGCAGUAUCACGGCCCCUCGGAUAUGCAGAAGGCUCCCCAGCCCCACGAGCUCCAGCAAGUCUACAGCAAAGGAAGCCCUGACACCAAGCUCAAAUCCAACCAGGAUAAUGGCACCAUCUACCCGGAUAAGGAUCGAGAAGAGUGGGGCGAUUUCGACCGCGAGCGUUCGCCCAACGGGCGCAGCAGAGCUCUGAGGGAAGCCGCCGGUCAAAUGAAUCACCAUAAUCAUCUCAACCACGAGCACGGCUACCACAGCAACCAUCACCCUGUCCAUCCGCAAAGCUUCAGUCCAGCUCAUCAUAUCCAGAGGAGCUCGAUGCAGCCGGAGCCCCGCAGGUACGCCGCUCCGCAAGUCAUGAGCAACGGCUCCCCCUACCUGCCGGAGGACUGCUACGACAACGACUACGUGUCGCACACGGAUGGCUCAAUGAUCUCCCGGAGGGAGUGGUAUGUGUGAAGAAGCAGGAAGAGACUGCGUGGACACUUACAAAGUGCUUCAGACUGCAAGGAUAGUAGAAAAUUAGUAGGAAACGCACCUUUUCUAGUAGUUUACACCUACCGGUUUGUUUUUGUACAUUAGCCUAAUCAGUUCAUAGCCAUGGAUGUUUUGGGACCAAGAGAGGGUAUAAUUCUCGUCUUCAUUUCUUAGAUUGGUCAGGCAACAAGACAUCUGCUUUAUAUUUCACCAGGGGUGAUUUAAGUUGCCAAAUCAAUAGCCUUGCACAGCAAGGUGAACUGUGUGAUUUAUUUAAGAAAGCAGUUUGAACAAAUGCAAUUUGUAUUGAGAUAACCUGUCGAUAAGUGCUUUAGAGCACCCCCGCCGUGAGCGACGAGUUUCAAUGAGUCACGUCAACUUUCAAUGCUGUCACUCUGAUGGAGGCAGAAAUUAGCUCCUGUCAACAGCCUGGCGGUUUCCAUGGCAACCUUUAUUUCUUCUCUACUCGCAUUCAGAGUUGCCGUAGGGAGGAGCUAGACAGGGAGGACCGACCGUGCUGGAUUUGAUAAAGCCCAAUGGGCAAAAGCCAGACAGGAUGAUUGCUGAAAUGGGGUGGCUGUAAUUGUAUCAAUUCAGCUUCCAUUUGCAUACCGCCGCGUCACUGUAUUAGCUCUGGAUCUCUUUUGUUUGUGCCAUCGGAAAUGCUUGCCGCCGUGCGAGUCUGUCUGCAGAAGACGGUUGGACAAUGCACUUUGAAAACUACUGCCAUUGUUCAACGUAUUGAUGUAGCUGUCUGGCUUGUCUUCGUCAGACCGUCACUGCCCAGUGUUAACAACCUCCUCGACUGCGUUCAGCGACGUCAAAUCGAGUCUCUUGUGUGUGUGUGUGUCUGUAAUAUGUACAGUAAAUCCAAUCACCAACAGUGUUUUGAUGAAUCGGCUCAUUGCCUGUGCAAUAGUGUUCAGAUUUCUAGUCUCAGAUCUCAUUCGCGCACAUAAUUUAACGCAGCAGACGAUAGCCUAACACGCCAGUUAUUGGUCGUUAAAUUUGUGUUGGCUGGAUCUUAAUAAGCUAGCAGAUGCGUAUGGUUGGUUUUUGAGAUAUUGUAGUGCCUUAAACUGAAGACGUGCCCUGUAAAGUGCAUGCGGAAGUUACGUACAAGCGAGUAUCUUUUCAGAGGAAGUAUGCGAGUAGUUUUAAGGCAUGGUCAGGUUGGGUGCUGUCCUUUGUUCACCACCUUGUUUUGUGUAGCAUUUGCUUUUUGCUGGUUUUCAGAUGACGUAAUUGUUUUGCUCGCAUUAAACGACGUGUGACACUUGAGUCACGGUGCACAUUAAAGAGUUACGAUAAAGUGAAACUUAAAACGUCUAUGUGUACAAUGCUGAGGUGAAGAAUUCAAUGAAACGAGGUUGUUAUGUAUAUAUGCUGGCAGUUAGGAGAACCUUAGUUUGUUUGGAUUUAGAGAUUUGAUGGUGGAUGCACUAGAAAACCCACCAUUACACGGAUUGUGAUGAGAGGAUCACGUGUACACUUCUCCAGAACGUCUUUUCCACUUUUUUGUUUUACAAAAGAGCUACUGUAAAAAAAAGAAAAUACAAAAACAAAAGAAUAGCAAAGAAGAAAUGUAUUUGCAAUGUAUAGAUGAGCAUUAUUUUGUAAAAUCAACCUUUGGGAUACAUUUGUUUUGAAAAUAAAGCACCUUUUUUCUGUGAAAUGUUUCUUUGUUUUAUAACUAGGCCUCAGAUGCUUUCUGUGUUGGUUGGAGGGGUGAACGUUGAGGUCUUGGGUGUGACUGGUUGCUUCAGCUGGAGAAAUGUUCCCUGUGGGGGUCUCCUCUACGCUCCUGGAGGCCUCCAGGGAUGUAUUCUUCACACCCACUUUUCCUUUGCUGUGGUUAACCUACUUCAUCUCCAAAGAUCCCUUCGUGCUCUAAACCUUAUGCGUAUUUUGUGGGAAAGCCUGUGGUUGAAAGCUUCCUGUGGAUGGGGGCUGAACUUCCUCUCAGACUUACCUAGGAUAGCCCUAAAGUGGGGUGGAUUAUGGACUUGUUGAUUCUUGUGUUUGCACUGCUGUUCUGUCGAGCUGUGUGAGAGGAGAUGGGGGGAGCUGCUUGAUGAAGGGAAGAUCAAGCACAGCAGUGGGACUAAAUGGUGUUUGAGAGGUUUAUGUUUCAUAGCCGUCGGUGAGUCUGUCAUCCUGUCCGAUCAGCUGGUGGUGGGACAACCUGGUAAUUACAGUCAUCAAAAGUUCCACAAUGAGUCAGUGUCCAAAGUCAGCUCAUGAAACGUGGUGAUUUAAUUCAAGAUAAAGGAGGAGUAAAAUGAUCGUAUAAGCAGUGGUUCUCAAACUUCAUGCGUUGGAACCCUUUGCAACCCAAAUCUGGGUAAAAUAAAUUUGGAGUUUUAAAAUAGUUACCCAUUGUUUUUAGUAAUGUGCAGUUAUUCUUGAUUUAUACCUUUUAUCUUGGCAUGGCCUCAAUUUCACUAUAGGCAUGCACUGAAAUUAAUUCAUUCAGUGAAUGAAUUAAUAAAAAUGUUCUACAGUAUUUUGUUUACUGUUUCACAGAUUUACUUAAUUGUUUUUAAAGUAAUGCAAAACUAAAUGCAAUUUAACUGUGAAAAAAAGAUCAAAAGUUAUAGUAAGGACAUUUGCAUGUUAUAUAAUUUUUCUAUUCCAAAUAAAUGUUGUUCUUUUACAAUUUAUAUUUAUUUCAAAUAAAUGUUGUUCUUUUUCAGUUUAUAUUCAUCAAAGAGUCAUAAAAAAAAACGUUUCACAUUUACAAAAAAUAUGAAGCAACACAACCAUUUCCAACAUCAAUAUUAAGGAUCAAAAAAGGGUAUCAGCAUACUGAAUGUCUUUCUGAAGGAUCAUGUGACACUGAAGACUGGAGUAAUGACUGUAUGAAAAUUCAGCUUUGCCAACAUAGAAAUAAAGAGGUGUUUGAAAUUGUAAUAUUUUACAAUGUGAUCAAAUAAACCCAUA
Labeo rohita (rohu) is the source of this 4807-nucleotide messenger RNA. RefSeq names its product nectin cell adhesion molecule 3b (gene nectin3b). The transcript has 6 exons. Gene Ontology annotation, cellular component: adherens junction; apical junction complex. NCBI's taxonomy places the organism in Eukaryota, Metazoa, Chordata, Actinopteri, Cypriniformes, Cyprinidae. The record is from RefSeq and is a predicted model, not a curated record. Gene Ontology annotation, biological process: homophilic cell-cell adhesion; heterophilic cell-cell adhesion; symbiont entry into host cell. Bases 176 to 1846 code for a protein of 556 amino acids.